AUGAUCUCUGCACGGUUCACCGCUAACAACAAGGCCACGCACGACUUGCUUCGUGAAGCCCACCGGCUGCUGACAGAGGAACACAGGAUUGAAGUGCUCAUGGUGGACGCCGACUAUAGUGACGACUUCGGGCGCAUGACGAUGGCGUACCUCAACCGGCUGUCCGAGGCGAACGGUAUCAUGCUGGCCGUGUGCACGAGCGACUAUGCAGAGAAGACGGCCAGCCAAUACUCGUCACAUGCGGAGCUUAAGUUUGCCUUGGACGAAGGGAUCGAGGUGUUGCCUUUGAAGGUGACAGAGGAGUAUCCGCCGAAGCCACCCUAUGGGAAGGACCACCUCUACGACAAAGACGGCGAGGCAAGAACCCUGGUCAAGCUAACGAUGCCGAAAUCCAAGGUUUACCUGGACUGCGUUGGAAAGGACGCGGCGUACAUCGCUCAAGAGAUCGCCGGCGUGCUCACAAACCGAAGGUGGCGGUGGCUACGGACACGGCUCGCCCUAGAUCACCGGAGGCCGCGAGAUGUGGGGGCCCCCAGUUGUCAGGUGCCGUGGGGUCAAUGGAGUCUGGGUCGACUCCAGAGCAAAGCUCAAGACAUCUCAAGACUUCGCAGGAUCGUCAAAACCAUGCCGUGCUAG
Messenger RNA from Symbiodinium natans, 636 nucleotides. NCBI's taxonomy places the organism in Eukaryota, Dinophyceae, Suessiales, Symbiodiniaceae. The record is from the annotation of a GenBank genome assembly.